AUGUUCCACGUUCCCUGCUACUCCUCGGCUCUUCCACUAUUUCUAAUCGGUCUCUCAUUCCCAAUUUUCUUCUACGCUGCAGAAGAAUCAGAUCCUUCAAAACAUGAAUUGAAGCAUACAAUUGCUUUCCUGUCUUGCACAAACUUUGCCAUCCUCAUCUGUCUUCUUUACUUCAUCAACCAAUCCAACGUCAUCAAAAUAUUCUACCUCAAAAAUUUAAAAGAAGUGUUCUCCUGCAUCUUCCUUCAUAUCUUUGUUUUCUAUGUUGGACCCUACCUAUUCGACUCCACUUCCCCAGAAGUGUAUUCUGCAAAAAAGACGUUCUUCCAAGUCAACAUAUUUUACCUAUUCCUUGUCAAUUUGGAUCUCUAUCUUUUCUAUAAAUAUCAAUUCCUGAUUGGUGACAGACAAACUUUAAUGGAUCCGGGAAGAAGUUCAGUCUAUUAUGUCAAUACUGAAGCAGUAAGCAAUCGAGCUGCCAAUUUGUCGAAUGGAGUCGAUAUCAUGACUGGAGGUCCGUUGAACGAAGAAGUUGAUCUUGGAUAUGAAUACUAA
Molecule: messenger RNA, 555 nt
Organism: Caenorhabditis remanei
Lineage: Eukaryota; Metazoa; Nematoda; Chromadorea; Rhabditida; Rhabditidae
Exons: 3
Coding region: 1-555 (184 amino acids)
Source: RefSeq, a predicted model, not a curated record